Molecule: messenger RNA, 3713 nt
Organism: Colossoma macropomum (tambaqui)
Lineage: Eukaryota; Metazoa; Chordata; Actinopteri; Characiformes; Serrasalmidae
Gene: rnf20
Product: ring finger protein 20, E3 ubiquitin protein ligase
Exons: 22
Coding region: 115-3147 (1010 amino acids)
Cellular component (GO): nucleus; HULC complex
Molecular function (GO): ubiquitin protein ligase activity; metal ion binding
Source: RefSeq, a predicted model, not a curated record
CGCCGCUGCGGGUCGGGUCCAUUUCCGAGCGGUAGCUUUAGCCUGGCUCCGCUUAAAUGAUUCUCAACAUCAACAUUUAGAAAUUCAUCCGUUAAACACACCUAAGCGAGAGUCAUGUCGGCUCAGAAGCGCCCCAGUGAGUCUGGGGGUUCAGGCCCUGCGGAGAAGCGCCGUGAGAGGGAUGGAGGAGAAGAGGGAGAGGGGCAGAGCACCGGGGCAGCCGCCAGCACUGCUGUGGAGACUGUCAUCAAACUGGGAGGCAUCGCUAACUCGGAAGAGCAGGAUAUUAAAGCACUGCAGGUGAAAAACAGAAAGCUAGGAGAGGCCCUGGACCAAAGACAGGUUAUUGAGGAUGAGUUGAGAGAAAGAGUGGAAAGGCUUGAGACUCGCCAGGCUACAGAUGAUGCUAGUCUACUUAUCCUCAACAGAUACUGGAACCAGCUCGAUGAGAAUAUGCAGUUGAUGGCUCGCCGUUAUGACCAAUCAGGGAGUGAGCCUGUCGACAGCCAGCCUGCGGAGGGGCGCAGCCUGAAGCCUGGAACACCAGAGCCAGAUGGAGAUUCCAAUCAGGAGAGAGCGAAGGACCGAGGUCAACAGGGGGAAGGGGCAAGCUCAUUCCUUGCCAUUUUGGCCAGUAGCAGCAGUGAAGAAAUGGAAGCAGAGCUGCAGGAGAGGGUGGAGUCCAGUCGUAAGCAAGCCAGUCGUGUGGUGGAAAUUUACGAGAGCUUGAAGAGCACUGUAGAUCAACUGAAGAAGGACUUGGAGUCUGGAACAGAUGGAAACACGGCUCUCUGGGAAGCUGCUGCCCGCCUCAACACUCUGCUGGCUAAUGAAAAUGAACAUCUUCGUCAGCUGACUGAUGACCUCAUGCAAAAAUAUACUCACAUGACCAACGAGUCUCGUUCCCUGGGCCGUGCCGCUACUCGUGCCGAUAACAGAAUCAGUGAGCUGCAGGUGCUGAUAGAGGAGCUUCAGUGGGACACAGAAAAGGUCCGCCGACGGGAAAACCGUCUCAACACACACCUGGGAGAGGUGCUGGAGAGGGUAAACAGUAAAGGCUAUAAAGUGUGUGGCGAAGCUAGCAGUGUGUGUGGGACCAUCACUAUUAACAAGAGAAAGUUUGAGGAGAUGAACAGCGAGCUGGAGGAGAACAGGGAGCUAGCGGAGAACCGACUCAGUGAGCUGCAGAAACUGCAGCAGGACCUCCAGACAGUUGUCCAGGAGAACAAUAACAUGAAGAUGGAGCUCCUGUGCAGGGCUGAGGGACUUGUGAGGGAAACAGCGGAAUAUCGAUGUUUGCAGUCACAGUUCUCCGUACUUUAUAAUGAAUCUUUGGUGCUGAAGGCCCAGCUAGACGAGACCAGAGCUCGCCUCAACACCACCAGAGCAGCCCGCCUCCGCCAGCUUGACCACAUGGAGAAUGAUGAGGUGUCGCUGCAGCGUAAGGUUCGUACUGAGGUCAUUCAACUGGAAGACACACUGGCUCAGGUGCGGAAAGAGUACGAGAUGCUGAGGAUCGAGUUUGAGCAAACACUCGCCGCCAAUGAGCAAGCAGGUCCAAUAAAUCGGGAGAUGCGUCACCUUAUCAGCACGCUGCAGACCCACAACCAGCAGAUGAAGGGCGAGGUGGUCAAAUACAAACUCAGAUUAAGAGAGGCCCAGCAAGAACUCAACCAGCUCCGUGCUGCGAAGGGCAACCCUGCUGUCCAGUCACAGUCGAGCACGGAGAUGGAUAUAAAAGAAGAGACUGCCUCCCCUUUACCACCUGCCACCUCUGGUAAUGUCAUAGUGAAAGCAGAGCCAGAUAAUGGUUCGGCCACGCCCACAGGUACUGCAGUCUCAGUGAAGACAGAACCUGGAACUGAACCAGAAGUAACAGUGAAAGAAGAGGAGAAAGAGAAGGAGAAGGAAAAGGAGGAGAAGAAAGAAAAAGAACAGAAAGAAAGAGAGAGGGCACCUCGUGGGAGUGGUGCGAGUGGAGCAGUCAAAGAGGAGAAGGAGAAGCCAGGCACUAGCUGUAGUCAGUCAGAAGACUCUCCAGCUGAACGCUGCACAGUCAUUGGAGGACCCAAGCGGAAGGAAGUGGAGCAACUGAAGAUUGUCAGGGCGGAGCUGAAGAAAGCCCAGGAGUCUCAGAGGGAGAUGAAGCUCUUGCUGGACAUGUAUCGCUCUGCGCCAAAAGAGCAGAGGGACAAAGUGCAACUCAUGGCUGCGGAGAAAAAGGCCAAGGCUGAGGCAGAGGAGCUGCGCCAGCGAUUGCGAGAUUUGGAGGAGAGAGAAAGGAGGGAAGGGAAGAAGAUGGCGGAUGAGGAGGCUCUGAGGAAGAUCCGCUCAGUAGAGGAACAGAUUGACAUCCUCAACAAGAAGCUCUCCCUCGCCAAGCAGGAGGAGGACGCCCUGCUGAGUGAAAUGGACGUCACCGGGCAGGCCUUUGAGGACAUGCAGGAGCAGAACAUUCGCCUGAUGCAGCAGCUCAGAGAGAAGGAUGAUGCCAACUUCAAGCUGAUGAGCGAACGCAUCAAAUCCAACCAGAUUCAUAAGCUACUGAAAGAAGAGAAAGAGGAACUGGCGGACCAACUUCUCACGCUCAAAACCCAGGUGGAUGCUCAGCUUCAGGUUGUGAGGAAGCUGGAGGAGAAAGAGCGCCUCCUGCAGGGCACGAUAAGUGCUGCAGAGAGAGAGCUGGCCCUGCGCACGCAGGCCCUUGACAUGAACAAACGCAAGGCACAGGAGUCUGCUUUGCUGUCGGAAGAGGUACGGUCUCAGCUGGAGGCAGUGCAACAGAGGCUCACUGCAGUCAGAGAAGAGGUCAUCGAAAACAGCAUCUCCAGAGAAAAAGAGUCCUUCAAUGCCCGUCGUGCACAGGAGGACAUCUCCAAACUGCGCCGGAAAAUCGAGAAGGCCAAGAAACCUGCUGAGAACAUUCGCAAUGGAGAUGAAAUACUUAAUCAGGAAAUAAUUGAAUACAAGGCUCGUUUGACGUGUCCAUGCUGCAACUCGCGCAUGAAGGACGCCGUAUUAACGAAGUGCUUCCACGUCUUCUGCUUCGAAUGUGUGAAGACGCGCUACGACACUCGCCAGAGGAAAUGUCCCAAGUGCAACGCGGCCUUCGGCGCCAACGACUUCCACCGAAUCUACAUCGGAUAAGCCGACGAUCCACCACAUCCACAGCUUACUGGUCCACUGCGCCACCAUCGUUUCUGCCUGACUGGAGUGGUGCCACUUAGAUGUAGAUGGAUUUGCUGUGCAGCGUGGUUCUUGACCAGCCACAAACAUCAUCAGCUGAAACUCUACAUUCCAUCACGUUUCCAGGUUAUGAAGCAAGUUAGCCAUUUAGGGUUCAAGGAGGGGAUUUGGCCUGGUUGCUCAGGCCUGUCUCAGCUGUCCGUCUGCCAGAAACUGCUGCUUGUAUUCGAGGGAGCGUAUCAGUUGGAUUCCUUCAGGCUGGAACUGCUCCAACUUGCUCUUGCUCUCCAUUCCAACCCAUUUGCAACCGGUUUUGCUUCAUAGCCCUCAGUGGAGCAGGGGCUUGGCAUCAACGUUAUUAGUGAUAGUCCUGAAGAACUGCCUGAAAGACUGCUGAGUGAUUCAUUUGAAGUCUCUUAGACACUUUUUUUUUGUACUUUUACUUUUAUUUUCAAAACUGCCUAGUUAAGUAUGAUGGUUAAAGUAAUUGCUGUGUUGCAAUUCAUUAAAAGUGCUGUCAAACUGUG